AGUUUGCGCCAACUCCGUAGAAAGGAUGUAGCCAGCAGUGUCGGGAUUGAUGCACGGGUUUUCCCCCCCACACAACAAUAAUAAUCAUUAUUUUGGGGUUCUGAUCGUCCACGGGGGCCGAAGUUACGUUGAGGAGAUUCGUAGUUGUAGCAAGGCAUUCUCAGUCUGGCCGCUGCGCUUGUGAUUUUUGUUUUAAUUUUUGAUAAUUUGUUAGCCAGCAUGGAGAGGAAUCGCCGUGCGGAUCUCAGCAGCAUCUCUGCAAGCAGCUAGGUGGCUAACGGGACCCGAAACGAGAAACAUGUAGGUUAGGCCUAAGCGAAGGCCUGCACGCAGCACUCUCCGGAUUCCUGCGAUAUUUAUUCCGCGAUCUGUCGGCGAGGUGGGCCGCUCUCGGCUGAAGUAUUUUCACGCCUAGGAGCUGUAAUCCAGGCGCCUUGGUUGUCCUGUAACUUGGCUAGCUAGCUAGUCGGCUAUGUAGCUAGCAGGCUACCUCUGCCAGUGAAUGCUCUCGAGCUGGAAAUCGGCUAGCUAGUCGGCGUUGCUAACUGUCUUCCCGACGCUCGGAUUAAGCGCCACAGACCGGCUCUGUGGUGAGCGGCCGGCCGCUUUGUGGAUUCCCUCCCCCCUCCAGCCCUGCCACGGCCGUCGGCGGUAGCCCUCAACAAGGAUUCGCUUUUUCGAGCGGAGGAUCCGACUGCCGUAUGAAUGUGGGACAAAAUGGAGACCCCGACGAUCGUGUACGACCUGGACACCUCUGGGGGCUUGAUGGAGCAAAUCCAAACCCUGCUGGCGCCCCCGAAGUCCGAGGACGGCGAGAGAAGAAGCCGAAAGCCGGAGAAGGAGGCCCGGAGGAGCGGCAGGGCCACCAACCACGACACCUGCGACAGCUGCCGGGAGGGAGGGGACUUGCUCUGCUGCGAUCACUGUCCCGCCGCUUUUCACCUACAGUGCUGUAACCCACCAUUGAGUGAAGAAAUGCUGCCCCCUGGAGACUGGAUGUGCCAUCGCUGCAGUGUCCGCAGGAAGAAGCGUGAGCAGAAAACGGAGCACAUUAACGGCCUGCUGGAGCGCCAGGUAUCCAAGCGGUCGUCGUCACCAGCGACGGAGAUGGAUCAGGCCCCGGUGCGGCUGGAUGGGGUCCCCGGCACAGCGGGGGUCAUGGGGGGGCCAAGAGUAGCCGUAGCACAGGUUCGACUGCUAGAGCGCCGGGCGAGCAGUCGUCCCGGUACCCCCACCUCAAACGCCUCCACGGACACGCCAACGCCCUCAGAACAGAACGAUGUGGAUGAGGACCUGCUGGACGUGGAGGACGAGGGGCCCAGCUCUGAACCCGAAAGCGCAACGCCACACCUCAAGAGGCCUUUUGAGCUACUAAUCGCCGCUGCCAUGGAGAGGAACCCCACACAAUUCCAGCUUCCUAACGAGCUCACCUGUACGACGGCACUUCCGGGAACAAGUAAACGGAAGAGAAAAGAGGAGAUGACGGGGAAAAACGUGAAGAAGCCUCAGCAUGAGCUUGACCACUAUGGGCUGGUCCCACUGCCCGUGAAAGUCUGCUUCACCUGUGGCAGGAGCUGCCGGGUGGCCCCUCUUAUCCAGUGUGAUUACUGCCCCCUUCUCUUCCAUAUGGACUGUCUUGACCCUCCCCUCACCGCCAUGCCAACUGGGAAGUGGAUGUGUCCCAACCACAUCGAGCACCUUGUGCUCAACCAGAAGAACAUGACCCUGAGCACUCGCUGCCAGCUGUUCGACCAGUUCCAGGACCGCAUGUCCCAGCAUGCCGUGAAGGUGGACUUCCUGCGCCGGAUCCAUCGGCAAAACCCACCCAUUCGACGAGGGGCCCACCUGCAUAAGAAAAAGACCCUCAAGGUCCCCGACGCUAUCAAGUCCCAGUACCAGUGCCCCCCUCCCCUUAUGGCCCCUGCCGGAAUCCGCAACGGGGAGCUCAUCUGCAACGGGGUCCCCGAGUCUGACCAGCAGCACAUCUCACCCUCCCAGCACUUCGCCAGCGAGCCUGAGCAACAGGAGUGGCUUCGGGACGUUAUUUCGCUUCAGUGCAGCAUCAUGAGACAUUUAUCUGCCAAGCAGAUGCCUUCCUCACUCUGGGACUCUGAGCAGACGGAAAAGGCCGACCUCAAGCCCUGUGCGCCGGCGGGGGGGACCGAGUGUCCGUGUGCCACAGAGAGGACGCUUCCCUCCGCCUCCUGCUCUAAGUCCUGCAGCAGCCCAGCUGGCCCCCAGGGGGCCCCGCUGCUGAAUUCCUUGGGCAAGGAGAGUGAGGAGAAGCCUUGUCAGAACUGCCAGACCGCCAACGGGCUGCUGGAUCAGCCGGCCAAAGCAAACGGGCCCACGUUAUGUGGGGGGGCCUCCGAAGCUCAGCGACAGGCGGAGCUCCAGAACCGACUGAGCGGACCCCCGGGUUCGGCGCGGCCACGGCCCCAAGCACUUCCCGACUCGGCCCCCACGUUGGCCAACCAUGUUGGGGAAGUCACGAUCAAGACUGAAAGCGGCGAUACCCCUGACCCCUGCAGCCGGAAGGUUCCAUCCCCGUCGACCUGCGGCAGUUUGGACCCCGUACCCCCCGUGCAGGCAUACGGGGCCACCCCUGGGACGGGUGGGGGGCAGGCGGCUGCGCUGACGAGCCGCAGCGUGUCCUCGCCCACUGCCGGGACCCGUGCGCUUACACCUCCGCGAGCAUCACAUGACACGGGAGCCGUCCGGCUCGCCUCCCCCUCAGAAGGGAAAGCCAGCCCCUGUCCGCUCUCGCUUGAGGGGGGCUCCCAGAUCCGAGGCUCCAUGCCCCCCACGGAGGACCUGUCCAACUAUGUGAAGGCUGCAGUCGAUGAAGAUGGAGAAAUCGAACUGGGCAAGUUGGACAACCGGCUGAUCAAGCUACUGGCCUGGCAGAGGAUCCAGCAGCUGUUUGACCCCAAAGCACUUUCCCCGCCCGUCGUGAGCCUGCCGCCCACGGCCCCCGCAGCACAGUCCCCGCGUCCUGAUGGCUUGUUGGCUCCCUCCCCACCACUGAAGAACGAGGUGCAGGCCAGGGCCGUGUUUUAUCCGCUGAUGGGAAAGGGGGGGCCAGUCAACAUGUGCUACAGGAGUCUGCACAUUGGGACAGGUGCCGACAUGGAUGUGUGCCUUACAAACUACGGCUUUUGUAAUUACGUUUCUGGAAAGCACGCCUGCAUUUUCUACGACGAGAACACAAAGCACUAUGAGCUGCUGAACUACAGUGAGCACGGCACGACGGUGGACAACGUGCUGUACUCGUGCGACUUCUCCGAGAAGAGCUCGCCGGGGCCCUCGAGCAGCAUGGUCUCCAAAGUGCAGAGCAUCAUCCGGAGGUGUAAAAAGAGGACACAGCAAGAGGAGGAUUGUGCUGAGGCGUCAUCAGUUCCACCAGCAGGGGGCGUGAUGAGUUGCCAGCCUCACGGCCCUCCUCGUACCUCUUGCAGCUGCAAGGCCAGCAGCUCUAGUUUGAUUGGGGGCAGCGGGGCCGGCUGGGAGGGUACGGCACUGCUACACCACGGCAGCUACGUCAAGCUGGGAUGCCUGCAGUUCGUCUUCAGCAUCACAGAGUUUGCCAGCAAGCUGCCGGAGCGGCAGGGGCUGCUCCAUCCCGGGAAGGUGCUCCCGGACCAGCAAGCCCUCAGGGGCCACCAAGUGCCCGUUCUGCGCUCCAAUUCGGUCCCGUAGCACCUGGGGACCAGCGGCUGCGGCUGCGGCACGGUCCCGGUGACUCUGGCUCCUGAAGCUGUCUUGUACAGAAGAGUAAAGGAUUUUUAUUUAAUUGUUAAUAUUUGCAUGAAAUGAAGUAUUUUGUUUGGCUCAUAUUUUAUGAGCCAUAAAAUAUUGCACAUAAAUUUCUAUCUUUUUUUUUAUUACAGAACUUAACAUUUAUUUAGAUUUGCAUACAAAGGGAUACUUUGUCCUUAUCAUUCAACUAAUGUAAAAAUGUCAGUUUCCAUCACUUUUUAAACAAUCAGAACCCCAUUCUAUUUUGUGCCAGUAUGGAUAGUUUUUAUAUAACAAUGCUCCUUUCUCUAUAAUGGUUUUUUUUUAUUUCAUGUUUGUAAAAUGGUAGUAUUCAUGGUUUUUGCCACUUUUUGCACUACAGGUAGCUGCAUAUUCAUGUGUAUGCACAUGCACGCCCAGCGCACAGACGUGAGCGUGUGUAUUUGCGUACACAUGGAUGUUUUCCGGAUUUCAACUUUCAAUGAAAAGCAGUGGAUUCUGUGUACAUGCCCAUCGUCGGUUUUUAAAUGUGUACAGUAAUUCAUGCUUCAGUCGUCAUGUUCUGUGGCAUUGCUGAUAGUUUUGUCGUAAGACUUCUGAAAACCCCUUCAGACACUCUAGUUCACGUGUAAAUAGUAACUAUCGUUUUAGCUUUGAUUUGAACGUUCAUGUAUACUGUAUAUAAAUCAACUUUGACUUUCUGCUUGUCUGUUAUAACAGUGUAAAUACAAGAUUUUUUUUAAAAACAAACUUAAAA
Messenger RNA from Paramormyrops kingsleyae, 4495 nucleotides. It is a transcript of the gene phf12b, whose product is annotated as PHD finger protein 12b. The record is from RefSeq and is a predicted model, not a curated record. Gene Ontology annotation, molecular function: transcription corepressor activity; protein binding. Gene Ontology annotation, cellular component: nucleus; Sin3-type complex. Gene Ontology annotation, biological process: negative regulation of transcription by RNA polymerase II. NCBI's taxonomy places the organism in Eukaryota, Metazoa, Chordata, Actinopteri, Osteoglossiformes, Mormyridae.